GCACCUUUCAUGACGGGCUGUCCUCUGGAAUGUCGUUCUACAUUUCACCCUUGCCCAAGUCAAUUCUUUUCGAUUUUUACUUGCACCAUCUACUUAUAGUCUCUAUGUUUUAUCAUUCUUUUUUCUCACUUUUCCAUAAGUGGUAUCACCCACCAUUUAUGACACCAAUCCAACCGCUUAGUUUCAGCUUCAGCACAAGAUCUCACCCUGUCCUUUUCCGAAGUAGUCAUCGAGUCCUUAAUGAUACCGUGAGUUGAAUCUUAGAUUUACAUGGGCGUUUUUGACUUUGUCCCCAACAUUAAAGUUCGUUUUCUGCCAUGAAUGCCUAAGUAACUACACCUUAAUUUCAUCUAACGACCUCUAUGAGACCACCAAUAUUCACCUCUGCGCAUGAAUUAUCGGUUUGGGCAAUCCCGGAU
Molecule: messenger RNA, 419 nt
Organism: Umbelopsis ramanniana AG
Lineage: Eukaryota; Fungi; Mucoromycota; Umbelopsidomycetes; Umbelopsidales; Umbelopsidaceae
Exons: 1
Coding region: 30-257 (75 amino acids)
Source: RefSeq, a predicted model, not a curated record